Molecule: messenger RNA, 1263 nt
Organism: Stegastes partitus (bicolor damselfish)
Lineage: Eukaryota; Metazoa; Chordata; Actinopteri; Pomacentridae
Gene: arl16
Product: ADP-ribosylation factor-like 16
Exons: 6
Coding region: 36-566 (176 amino acids)
Molecular function (GO): GTPase activity; GTP binding
Source: RefSeq, a predicted model, not a curated record
UUGUAGCGUCGCUAUGCCUCUGUGGGAAAACCGAAAUGAGCAACAAACAUACGUGUUUACUUCUUGGAGCGACUGGUGUUGGAAAGACGUUGUUAGUCAAACGUCUGCAAAUGCUCAAUUUGCAUGGUUUAGGUGAACUGGGGACACCUCCUUCAACUCUUCCUACUGUAGGAACCAAUCUGACAGACUUGACCCUGAAAAGGAAGAAGGUGACAGUGAGAGAGCUGGGAGGAUGCAUGGGCCCCAUAUGGCCCAGUUACUUCAAAGACUGCUCUUCUGUCAUUUUCAUGGUGGAUUCUGCCAAUAUUGCUCAGGUAUCCUCCUCGUGUAUCCAGCUGCUUUCAGUACUCUCAGCGGAGCCUCUGCACAACGCCUCUGUGCUUAUUCUCUUUAACAAGAGGGACAUGCCUUGCAUUAUGAGCCUUAUAGAAAUCAAGUCACUGUUCAGGAUGGAUGACAUUGUCGCAUCGGCCACUCAGCCAAUCACGACGCUGGAACUCAGUGCCCGCUCCGGGCAGGGACUCCAAGAGGUGUUGAGGUGGCUGGAGUCCACUGCAGUAAAGUGAUACAUAUUCGCUCUGUACAUGAUGAUGCUUAUCUCACAAAACUCUGAAAAAUGGUUUCAUGCCUUUUGGCCCACAACAUCAGUAUUCUCAGUUUGAAAAGGGACACUCUUUUUAGAGGCUUUAAUGGUGUGUUUAGUGUUGAAAUGUAUAAAACUGUGACAAGGCAAAAGACUAGAAAAAACUGUUGUCUUUGGUAACAUGUAAAAAUGAUUAUCAUUUAUAAAGGUGAAUGGAGGAGGAGAUGUAUAAGUGAUAUUAUUGCAGGAUGAAAUGAUUGUGUUGCUGGCCUUUUAAAAACAUCUGUUAAAAAAAAAACACCACUGUAGGCCUUACUUGAAGUAGAAAGGUAUUUAUACAGGUCACUUUUUCUAAUUAAUUCUAAUGUGGGGGAUUAACAUCUUACUGUAGCGUGAUCAUAGGACUGGCAUGGAGAAAAGCUCAUGCUACUGUAUGUGUGCUCUUCAACUUUUUUACAACUCCUAAAAUGUAAUGAACACAUGUAAGAAGAGCUCCUCUCCUCAGAUUGGUUACUGUAAGUGUUCACAGUGAUUUAUUACCAGCAGGGGGCGCAAAUUGCACAACAAAGACUGAAUCUGGCACUGGGUGUGGGCCUGUGUUGUGAUUAUCUCAUAUGUAUCGUAUUGAUAGCAAAGGAAAUGAGAAAAUGCAAAACAAUAAACCCAUCAGAAGAAUGAAA